CCUUUAUAAAGGGACAAUUCCUACAACCACAUGAAAACAAAUUGACAAAAUGGGGCAGGUUAUGAACAGGUUUAAAAGAGGAGGAGAAGAUGCUGACAAGAAGCAAAUCCCCAAAGGCCUUGCUGAUUUUUUAGAGAAAGAAGAUUUUAAAAAAUUCGAGGAUGAACAGGAAAUAAAGGCUUUUGAAGAUUUCUACCAUCAGUUGUAUAUGGUUAUUGAAAAACUGAAUGAGAAAGGUGGAGCGAUGCAAUUCAAAUUACCUGAAAAAACAGAACUCGAAAAGAAGUUCCGGAGUCAUUGGAAAACAGGGACACUAGGCAAGGAAGAGUUCAAGAAAAUUAUGGAAGAACUGAUCCAACUUGAGAGCUUCACCAUUGGGUCGGGAGCACGCGAAGGAAUCGCGUUCCUGUUUGGGAUUCCCAUCGUCGCCCUCUUUGCUAGGCGACUAGUCCCCGGCUUCCAAUCUAUCUCGGAAGAUGUCGUAAUUCCUGUCGCCACUGCCGGCACCGCCGUCAUUCUUACCAAGAUUGGUAGGCUGUAGGUGCCAAUGAUUGGACCAGUUACUCUUUAAAUAAUCACAGCACUGCUUGUUCUACGAUGUGUUCGAAUUCCUGGAAAGCUAAUAAGAGCAGUGUAUAGUUGGCCAUCAUUUUCAUCACCAUUCCAGCUUUGUAAUGCUACACUAUGCAAGCUCAAGAUAUUCUAUCCAACGACUCCAAACACAUCUCCCCUCUAUCUAUGUAUGGUGCAAUUUAUGAGCUUCAUGCAUUCAUACUGAAGCAUCAAUCUGAACAUGAUAUUUAAUCAUUUCA
Molecule: messenger RNA, 812 nt
Organism: Phoenix dactylifera (date palm)
Lineage: Eukaryota; Viridiplantae; Streptophyta; Magnoliopsida; Arecales; Arecaceae
Source: RefSeq, a predicted model, not a curated record